UGGUUGUGAGCCUCCAUGUGGGUGCUGGGAAUUGAACUCAGGACCUCUGGAAGAGCAGUUGGUCCUCUUAACCUCUGAGCCAUCUCUCCAGCCCAAAUUAAGGCAUUUUUAAAAACACAUUGAUGGGGAUGGAGAGAUGGCUCAGCCAUUAAAGGCUAGGCUCACAACCAAAAAACAAACAAUAACAACAACAAAAACAUUGUUAACAGAGAGAUGGGUUACAGACAGGGAGAGAUCUCAGCUACAAGCCUCAGGUGCUAUCUGAUACCAUUCUUGGACCUUUGGUUGGUACAGUUUUGUUAAUACAUUUCAAUGGUUUUUUUUUUUUUCAUUUGUUCAUUAGGACAUUAGGUCCCACACCACAGAAGUGGGCAAAGAAUACAUCUCUUGUGAACUAAAGACAGCAUGAGAUAAAUUUUAAUUAGGCUCUGGACCUGCAACAUUCCAAACUCUCCACAAUCAAUGAGUUUUAAUCAACAGCCUUUGUAGACACAGCCUUUUCCUAGGGAUUCCCAUUCACACAUUACUGUACUACAUCAGAGAUUUGCUAAGAGAAUAGAUUUAGUACUCUCUAUCAUACACCUAUACAUAGAAGGUAACCAUGUGAAGGAGACUAUGCUAUGUGACUUGUAUUCAUUAUUCACAAUGUAUAUGAGCAUGGAGAUGUGGUGCACAUUAUACAUUUUUAUGAAAAUGAUAACUUAGAAACAAUUAGUGAAUUGAACCCUAUAAUGUUUGGUAGUAAACAAGCUGAGCAACUGAACUCAAGAUAUAGAGUAUAUUAGACUAGAGGUUCCUUGUACCAAGAACAAGGAACAUAGUUAUAAGCUGGUGAGGGUCAGGAGUGUGUGAUAAUGAAACAUCUUUCAGAAGGUGAAAUGUAUUACUGGUUCUCAUUAUUCCAAGUACUCCAUCUUAGUGAGACAUCUCUCUCCUCCAGCUUCCCCAGGGAAGAAAGCACUUUUUUUUCUAAAGAGUAUUUUGUUUUGUUUUGAGACAGGGUUUCUCUAUGUAGCCCUGGCCAUCCUGGAAUUCUCUCUAUAGACCAGGCUGGCCUUGAACUCAGAGAUUCACCUACCUCUGCCUCAGGUAUGCACCACCACCACCUGGCUCUAAGUAGGAAUUUAUUAAUAUGUUUAUGUAUUUUAUGUAUGAGAGCUUUGUCUGCAUGUACACCUCCACUCCAGAAGAGGGCAUCAGUUCCCAUUAUAGAUGGUUAUGAGCCACCAUGUGGUUGCUGGGAACUGAACUCAGGACCUCUGGAGAAGCAGCCAGUGCCCUUAACUGCUCAGCAGUCUCUCCAGCCCUAAUACUUAUUUAUAGGGUCAAUGCAGAUUUCACAAGGUAAGUAUAUGAAGUCAAAUGGAUUCAAAUUCCAACUUGGGACUAUUACCGGGCUAGUUAACUGAGUUUUUACCCAUUGGACAAUACUAAACACUUUAUAGUAUUGUAAGAAACAUUUAGUAAGUAGUAGUUUAAUAUUAGAUAAUACCACUCAUGCCUCUUUUUUGCUAACUAGACCUAUAUGAAAAGUUUUAGGUUUUUUGUUUGUUUUUACAUUAGUGAGGCUUCCUGCUACAACUGAGGAUUACUGAUUACCAGACAAAAAUGAUACCAAUGAACCAAGCUGACUUUUCCAGGAGUCUUUACGGCAGUGCUGAGUAUCUAACCCAGGGCCUUGCAAAUCUCUACUAUUGAGGCAUAUUCCCCAACCCAUGUCAUUCUUUUUCUAAUCCAAGAAGGCCUUUUACUGCUUACGUGUGUUCUGGAAGCAGCAAGGCCCUAAGAUCUCACUUGCCGAAUCCCACUGAAGGCUUUCUAAGGUUCACACAUUAAACCCAAAGUAAGCCAUGAGGCUCACAGCUAGUUACCCUGUAAACUCGGAGGUGAGGUUAUGUUUCAGCUUUCUAGCUUGGUUUCCCAAAGUCUCACAAAACAUAGUGAUUGUAUCCUAAAAUUGUAAAAGAUACCCCUACGCCCACAGAAAGGAGUACUAAUAUUGCAGAACUGUUAUCCAUCCUGGGGGCGGGGGUCACAACUUGUGUCCCAAGCCAGGUCCUGCCACCUGCCCUCUAUCAGCCAAAUUAAAAGUGGAAAGCAGAGAGAGGCGUGACUGGGAAAAGGGGCAAAGAGAUCCAGUGAACCCCUCCAAAGUCCAUCUUUGAAGUCCCGAAAUGAUAUUAAAUUGUAAACAGAAUGCCAAGGAUAUGCAUCUCUAAGCAGACCAGGAAGAUAAAGUGAACUAUAAACAAAAUUUCAAUAUGUAAGAGACGGGUAUCGGCUUAGCACACCCCAUAACCAAGUACUCAGCACAAAGGAGAUUUAUUUACCCCAGAGGGACAAAAGGUAGGGAAUAAGAGACAAAGACAGGAGACAGAGGACGAGGAAGAAGGGGGAGGGAUAUUUGUCCCGGAGACAGACGUGACCCAGAGGCAAACGGCAGUUUAUAAGGGUAAAAGGGGAAACCCCGUGUUAGGAUGAGAUGUUUGAUUUUGAUUGAGCACGUUAAUUAGGGCAGCCGAAGGGGGCUUCUGAUAUCUGGACUUUGGUCGUCAGCCUCAGGAGGAGGAAGCGGCCGAAUAAGGGAACAGACCUUGGUGGCUAGCUUUAGGGAUGCGAUCUAACGGUUUUCAGCAAGGCAGAGGGAAUGGGGGCGCAGGGCAGGGCCUGCCGGAGCCACAUGUGCGCCAUGCCAGAGAUGGCCAGAGUCCCUUCGCAACCCACAUCGGGAAGGAAAGAAGAAGCCACAGGCGACCCACCCACGUGCUGUCCCCCGGACGCCGAGACCAACAUGAGCUCGACGGGUAGAGAAGGUGCCGGGGACCCCGGGUGGCUCCGGACGGGCGAGCGCUCGGACCCGCGUGGCGACCGCGAGGACCGACCGACGGACCGGGGCCUCCGACUUCCGGGCGGCGCUCGCGCCGCGUCCGCGCGUCGCCGACUCAUGACGUCACGGGGCAGAGAGCGGCGGGCUUUUCGCGCGAGCCGGUGAAGCGAGCCGGCUCAGCGUCUGUCAGCGACUGCAGCGGAGCGGCGGGGUCGGCGGGGCCAGGUACACGCGGGCGCUCGCUGCGGGGUCGCAGGGGCCGUGGGGGACACACCUGACAUCCCGGAGGAGGCGCUGACCUCGCCCCGGGCCGCCGCCGCCCGCCCCGCCCCGGCCCGGUUCCGCCCGCCCCGGUCCGGUUCCGCCCAGCUCCUUGCAGCCCGCGGGCGUCCCUCCCACAGGGAUCGGGCGCGUCCCUGGAGGCCGCCGCAGCGCUCUGUUCUGCGGUUCCUGGAUUACCUAACGUGCCCGUGUCAGCUCAGCUCCGUUACCAAGCGAACGUGGUUAAUUACUAUUAAGGACUCUCUGGUGCCUAGGAUGUCUAGUAGCCACUUGGUUUAAAGCACAAAUCUAAACUGUCCCCGUCCUCAUGACUUCUUUACCAAGCAUCGGAGAACAUACCGUAGAGAGAAUGCCCAUUGAAUACAGAAGGAGACCAACUUUUUUUGAAAUUUUUCAGGCGCGAUGCAGCACAGCAGAUUUAGGACCAAUAAGCCUCAAUUGGUUUGAAGAACUCUCUUCAGAGGCCCCACCAUAUAAUUUUGAACCUCCAGAAGAAUAUGAAUAUAAGCCCCACAAUUAUGAACCACAGCUGUUUAAAACACCACAGAGGAAGACCUCUUACCAUCAGUUGGCUUCAACUCCGAUAAUAUUCAAAGAGCAAGGUCAAACCCUACCACUGGACCAGUCGCCUUUCAGAGAAUUAGGGAAGAUCGUUGCAAGUAGUAAACAUAAAAAUCACCGCAGAACGAAGGCCAAAAUGGACCCCAUGCUUGACGUUGCCAGUCCGCCUCUGAGGUCUUGUCUCAGUGAAAGCCCUCUUCCUCUGCGAUGUACACAGGUUGUGCCACCACGAGAAAAGCCAGUGGUGCGUGGAAGUUUAUUUUCUACACCAAAAAUUGAGGAGGCUCAGACACCCAAACCUAUUUCCGAAAGUCUUGGAGUUGAGGUGGAUCCUGAUAUGUCUUGGUCAAGUUCGUUAGCUACACCACCAACCCUCAGUUCCACUGUGCUCAUAGCCCGAGAUGAGGAAGCACGAGGAACUGUGUUUCCUGAAGACUCUCCUGCUCAGGUUUUGAAAAGCCACUUUUCCAACCCCAAUGAAAGUCUGAAAAAGAAUGAUAGAUCAGUUCCCUCCGUGACUGACAGCCAAAACAAAACCCAGGGGGAAGCUUUCAGUCACAGAUUGGAGAAAAUGUUAGGGGAUUCAUCUGGCAAAACAAACAGCUUCAAAGACUGCCUCAGAAAGCCAGUGCCAAAUGUUCUAGAAGAUGGGGAGGCAGCUGCAUAUACUUCUGAAGAAGAUAGUUUCUCCUUAUGUUUUCCUAAGCACAGAACCAGAAAUCUACAAAAAAUGAGACUGGGCAAGACCAGGAAGAACAUCUUCAGUGAAGUAGGAACUGGUGAGUUCAGUGAAGAAGCCAGAAGACGAGCUGAGGAAACACAGUCAUUUGCACUUGAAAUUGAACCACGCAAUAGUGGCCCCUUAGCCCCUGAUGUGACGCACCAGAAGCCCUUUGACAGCCAAAGUGAGGAGCUCUGCCAGGCAGCUGUGCAGUCCUCAGACAGUGGGUGGUCUCAGCUAGCCCUCUCUGGUCUAACUGGAACCCAGCCGGGAGAAAAACCUCCACUUCCUAUUUCUUCUUGUAACCAAAAUAAUUCAGAAAAGGACUUCAUAGAUAUGAAGAAAGAAGGUAUUGACUCUCUUACUUCAGAAAACUCUUUGCCUCAUGGUUCUAGUUUUCCGGAACCAGAAAAGAUGUUCAGUGAGAAAACUCUGGGAGGUGAGGAACACGGACAGCGUCUUGAAUCACAGGAGGACCGCACUGCAGGGGAGCAGGCAGAGUCUGGAACUGGUCAAGCAGCCUGCCUCUUUCAGAGUGUCAGGAAGUCUGUAUUCCAGAUGAGAGGGCCGCUUGACCAGUCUCCGGGCACUGUUUCCUCAGAGAGUGCGACCAUCUCGGCCGUUACAGAAGAACCCGGAGCCUCUGCAGGCCUCUCGGGACUGCGUGCUGUGUGCUCAGAGAGAGGGGAUUCUUUGUGUCCUGGUCCGGUCGACACCGGGAGCUGGCCAACGCCUGUCACUCACACAUCUGCAGCAGUGAAAAACUCGGGCCUAAUAUCCACUCUCAAAAGUAAAAGGAGAAGGUUUAUUUACUCUGUGAGCGAUGGUGCACCUCAUCAAGGAAAAGCAGUGCAGGCUGGCAGACAGGCAGAACUCACUACCCCCUCAGCUCAGUUCGAAGCAAGUGCGUUGGAAGCUCCAUUCACGUUUACAAAUGCAGAUUCAGGUUUAUCAGAUGCUUCUGUCAAAGGAAGCUGUUUGCAGGAUGACUCUGAAGAGCCGUCUUUGUCCUUGACCCACUCCUUUGUGACUGCUUCCGAUACAGAAAGUAGUUACACUAACGUGUUGAUAGCUCAGGAUCUCAAUGGCAAAGCAGUGGUGGUCAGUGGAGAAAACCUGUGGCCGUGUACAGCCCUGGAAACUGACUGUCUGUCGUGCGUGCCAGAAAAACAGUGUGAAGAUGAUCAAAAGAGCCCCGAAGUUUCAGAUGGAAAAGAAAGCGUCCUGGUGUCAGCAUGUCGUCCUGCAGCGGGUGCAGCAGGUGCAGCAGGUGCAGCAGGUGCAGCAGGUGCAGCAGCAGUGCAUCCCAGCAGCAUUAGCUCUGCAUUACAGGAAGACCCUGCUGGUGGCCACAGCAGCACAAGGUCUCUGGAAGGAACGCCCAGCUUGAAGGUGCCUCUGUCACAGCCAGUUGUGGUGUCUAGAGGAAGAGUGUCGUGGGACAUGCCAGAGAAGCUGCAGGGUGAGAGUUGGGAAGAUAAUAGUGACUUAAGCAAACAUGUCCCCUCGGGGGAAAAUAAAAUAUGCUUCCUAAGUGAAAAUUGUAAAACCCCAGAGCUUCUGCCACCUGGAAAAUAUGUAACAGAAGCGUCCCCUCCAGUGAGGUCUCAGUUCAGUCACAAUACCAAUCUGGCAGUCAUAAGAAAGGACCGAGAAGAAGCGCUUUUUAUUUCACAAGUAGCAGUCAAUAUAAGUUCUGAACUUUUCCCAGACAAUGAGAGUAAUUUUGCCUUUCAAGUAACUCAUGAAAGUAAUAAGACUGCUCUAGGAAGUACCGCAGAACUGCAGGAAGAAGAUCUCAGCUGUGCAAACGGGCCUGGCCUCAGGGACGCUCCCACAGCAGUAGAUGGAGACAUAGGUGAUGAGCAAACAGUCCAUGCCUUGAUUACAGAAGCCUCAGGCUCCGCAACUCCGGUCCAUGUUUGUUCAGAGAAGAGUAGAAGUACCACAGAGCAGCAUCUGAAAGGAGCUGCAGACAAGGAUUUAAAGUUGAAUUCUUCCUUGGAUGUGAAAUCAGAUGGGACCGACGAGUGUACAGACAAAUGGUCAGGAUUCUUGGAUCCAGUUUUUAGCCAUAGUUUUGGAGGUAACUUCAGAACAGCUUCCAAUAAAGAAAUAAAACUUUCAGAACAUAAUAUCAAGAAAAGCAAAAUGUUCUUCAAAGACAUUGAAGAGCAGUAUCCCACUAGUUUAACUUGUGUUGAUGUGAAUGCUGGACCAUUAGCCAACCAGAAGAGACUGAGUGAACCUUAUACGUUCGAUCCGCAGCCAGUUACUGCCGUGUCUGCGCAUUCUCAGAGUUGGGCAUCUGGUUCUGGUGAAGAUACUCACACAUCACCUCAGGUGUUAUCUUCAAAGCAAGAUUUUCAUUCAAAUCACAAUUUAACGCCCAGCCAAAAGGCAGAAAUUACAGAACUUUCUACUAUCUUGGAAGAAUCAGGAAGUCAGUUUGAAUUCACACAGUUCAGAAAGCCAAGCCAUGUAGCACAGAGUAAUACACCUGAAGUGCCUGGAAACCAGAUGGUUGCCAUGCGAACAGCUUCUGAGGAGUGGGGAGAUGUUGAUCUUCGUCUCACAGGGGCUCCCUCCUCCUCCUCUGUAGGUCAGACCAAUCACAGCAGGAAAUGUAGAGGUUCUGUUGGAGGUAGACAAAGCUUCCCUCGCCUGUUGAAAGGCAGUGGUAACAAGAGUACCUCUCGUUUCUUAACGAAUAUAAAUGAAAUGGCGGGUGGGGGAUUUCACUCUGCUCGUGGCACAAAGCUUAGUGUGUCUAGUGAGGCUCUGCAGAAAGCUGUGAACCUCUUCCGUGACAUUGAAAAUAUCAGUGAGGAGACGUCUGCCAAAGCAGACCCCAGAGCUUUCUCUUCAAUUGCACAUCAUGAUUCUGAUGCUUCAGUGUUAAAGAUACAGAAACAAAACAAUGAUAAAAGUUUUGAUGGGAAGACUAGGAAGUGCCAAGUGACAUUACAAAAUAAUGCUGAAAUGACCACUGGUGUUUCUGUUGACAAAAACCCCGAAAAUGAUGCAAGAGAUACAAAAUGUGACGAUAACAGCUCUCCUGGUUCUCAGAGAAGUGCUUAUAAAGUUGAGCACUCUGAGGGUAGGACGUCCAGUACAGGUGGCACAGUUCAUAUUCGUAAAGAUGACAGUGACUUACCACGUGCUGCUGAUGAGUGCAGUAAGUGUCCUGAGUCCUGUACCCAGUAUGUGAGGGAGACAAACACUCAGAUUAAGGAAUGCAUAUCAGAUUUAACAUGUUUGGAAGUCAUGAAAGCCGAGGAGACGUGCUCUAUUCAAUCUUCAGAUAAAGAACAAUUACCUUCAGGAAAGAGGGAACAGAGUAUAAAAGAUUUUAAUAUAUCCUUCCAGACUGCAAGUGGGAAAAAUAUCAGAGUCUCCGAGGAGUCAUUGAAUAAAAGUCUGUAUAUUUUUAAUCAAGAAACAGAAGAAUUGAUCAUCUUUUCAGAUUCUUUGAAUUCUAAAUUUCAUUGUGGCAAAAAUAAAAGCAAAAUGGAUAUUUCAUGUCCCAAGGAAACUACCAGUAUUAAAAAGGUAUUUGAAGAGCGUUUCCCAGUUGGGACUGUCAGUCAACUACCAACUCUCCAGCAGCAUCCUGAAUGUGAAAUAGAAAGUAUCAGAGAACCUACUCCAUUGGGUUUUCAUACAGCUAGUGGGAAAAAAGUCAGAAUUACACAAGAAUCUUUGGACAAAGUGAAAAACCUUUUUGAUGAGACACAGUAUGUUAGGAAAACCACCAGUUUUAGUCAUCAAGGAUCACAACCCUUGAAGGACAGAGAGAGCUCCAAAGAAGGGCUUACAUUAGCAUGUGAGAGAAUUGAAAUACCUGCCUCAAAGUGUGAAGAAGAAAUGCAGGAGAAGAGCUCUGUCUCUGAGGAGGCUGCCGUGCUACCCACGCAGAGUGAUCAUCUGUGUAGGCAGACUGCAGAUCUCAGAACAUCAGAUGGGACCUCUUCUAAAGCUGAGGCUCAUGGAAACACAGACAGUGAAGUAGAAAAAAGUCCUACAGCCUGCUGCGUGAGUCGGUUGUCCCACUCAGUCACCGAAGAUGCUGUGCUGGCGUGUGAUACAGGACACGGUGGAGAAGCCUGUGUCACUGAGUCUUCUCUAUCCAAAGGCAGAAAAUGGCUCAGAGAAGGACUGGGUGAUAAGCUUGAAAAAAGAAAUGCUGCCGGAGUUGAAUGUGUAAAGGAGCACACUGAAGGCUAUGCUGGAAACGCCUUGUGUGAGCAUCCUUUCGACAGUAUCAGAAAUGAAGUUGGUACAAGUCGUGUCUCUGAAAAUCGACCUUCAGCUCUCUUUGGUGACCCUAGCGUGUGUCACAGCUGUCCAGCCCAUUCUAGUUUUUGUCAUUGUGAUAACAGGCGUGAUGACUCGGGAUAUCUCUCAAAAAACAACAUUGAUUCUGAUACUCAGCCAGACAUGAAGAGAGCUGAGGACAAUGCCAUUUUCCCCAGUGUGUCUGCUACAAAAGAAGUAAGUACAUACCCACAAACUGUAAAUGAAGAUAUCUGUGUUCCGAAACUUGAGACUGACUCUUCACCAUGUGCAAAUAAAAAUGCAGCCGUUGACUGGGCUCCUCCAGAUUCAAGGAGCUGUAAACUAAGCCCACCUGUGGUCAUUACAGCUCAUUCGCAAGAGACCGUAAGAACAGUGAAAGAGAUACUCACAGAUAACUGCAAUAAAACAAUUAAACAAAACACAAAGAGUAAACCAGAUUCUUGCCAGACAAGCUGUCCUAAAUUAGCAUUGGAUAAUUCAGAGGAGUUUAUAUGUUCUAGCUUUUUAGAUGAUGACUCACCUAAGACUUUUGUUUGUACCCACAAUGAACAAAUUUUACAGCAUAAGCAAAGUGUGUGUGGACUGGAGAGAGCUCAAAUACCUCCUGUUAAUUUGGGAGCUUGGGAUAGAUGUAAAUCUGUAAGGGAGCUUCCCCGGGCAGCCUGUGCUUCAGGCAGUUGCGGGGUUUUUAGCACUGCAAGUGGAAAAACUGUACAGGUAUCAAAUGCUUCUUUAGACAAGGCGAGACAAGUGCUCUCCAAGGUGGAUGGUGGUGCUGAGCAGUCACCUUCCGUGGUGUCUCUGGACCACUCUGGGAGAAGAGAAAACUCCGGGGUGCAUCACCCCGAGGCUGUAUCAUCACUCCCAAAACCCUUCCCAAACAAUGUCAAUUCAUCUGUAUUCUCUGGAUUUAGUACAGCAGGUGGGAAACGGGUCACAGUUUCAGAAAGUGCCUUACACAAAGUUAAGGGAAUGUUAGAGGAAUUUGACUUGAUCAGGACUGAACAUACUCUCCAGCAUCCACCUACUUCUGCAGAUGUAUCAAAAAUACUUCCUCAACGUUGUGUUGGAAGGAGAACCCCAGAAUACCCUGUAACCUCUAAAUUGCAGAAAAACUACGAUGAUAAAUUCAGUUUACCAAAUAACUAUAAAGAAAUUGGUUCUUUAGACACUACUCAGUCUGUUGAAGUUUCUCCCCAACUCUCUCAGUUUAAGCAAGACACACAGUCGGCAUUAGGAACCAGAGUGUCCCUUAAGAAGGCUUAUCUCCUGGAAAAAGAACAAACCUUACCUCAGAAUGUAAAAACAGAAACCAGUCAAAUGGAAGCUUUUUGUGAUGUUCCGGUCAGCUCUACUUCUGCUAAAGAGCCAGAGAACUGUUUUGAAACAGAAGCGGUAGAGAUUGCCAAAGCUUUUAUGGAGGAUGAUGAUCUGACGGAUUCUGAACCAAGUCAUGCCAGAUUCUCUUCGCUUACCUGCCCCCGGAACGAGGCUCUGUUAAAUCCGAGAGCUAGGAAAAGAAGAGGAGCGGCUGAUGGUGCAGUUGGACAACCCCCAAUUAAAAGAAGUUUGUUAAAUGAAUUUGACAGGAUAAUAGAAAAUAGAAGAAAAUCCUUAAAGCCUUCAAAAAGUGCUCCAGAUGGCACAAUAAAAGACAGAAGAUUGUUCACGCACCAUGUGUCUCUAGAGCCGGUUACCUGUGCACCCUUCUGCUCAAGUGAAGAAAGGCACGAAAUGCAGAGUGUACAUUUUCCCGCUCCUGCUCAAGGACUUCCGUCUAAAGGGCAGCCUUCUGGGCGGCCGGCUUUGGAGAAAUCUUCAGGCAGUGCUAUGGUUUCACUCCCGCUGACUCACGCAGUCUCUGCCACUAGAGAUGAAAGGACACGAUGCUCAGUCACCGGCAGAUCCGCCAAAGUCUUCAUCCCACCUUUCAAGAUGAAAUCGCAGUUGCACAGAGAUGAACAUUGUAAGAGCAAGAACAUUAAUUCAGAGAGAAAGAACCAGAAGAGCAGAGACGGAGACAGGGAAGAUGUGCGUGACAGUGGCGUCCGUCUGAUUGACAAGGGCAGCUUCCGUCAGGAGGCCACUAGACCCUUCACAGAGUGUGACGAGGAGCCUUUAGAUUUAAUGACAAGCCUCCAGAAUGCCAGAGACCUACAGAAUAUGCGAAUUAAAGAGAAAGGAAGGCACCAUCUCUGUCCCCAGCCAGGCAGUCUGUAUCUUACAAAAUCAUCCACCCCGCCUCGGAUCUCUCUGCAGGCCGCAGUAGGAGGCCGGGUUCCUUCUGCGUGUUCUCAUAAGCAGCUCUACAUGUAUGGCGUGUCUAAAGAGUGCAUAAACAUUAACAGCAAAAACGCUGAGUAUUUUCAGUUUGACCUUCAGGAUUAUUUUGGUAAAGAAGAUCUGUGUUCUGGAAAGGGCGUUCAGUUGGCAGACGGUGGAUGGCUGAUCCCCUCCAAUGAUGGGAAGGCUGGAAAAGAAGAAUUUUAUAGGGCUCUGUGUGACACUCCAGGUGUGGAUCCACAGCUGCUCUCGAGCGCCUGGGUCUCCAAUCACUACAGGUGGAUUGUGUGGAAACUGGCGGCUAUGGAGUUUGCUUUUCCUAAGGAAUUUGCGAACAGAUGCCUAAACCCAGAGAGAGUGCUGCUUCAGCUAAAAUACAGGUAUGAUGUGGAAAUUGACAACAGCAGCAGAUCGGCUCUAAAGAAGAUCCUGGAGAGGGAUGACACGGCCACAAAAACACUCGUUCUCUGUGUUUCUGACAUCAUGUCACCAAGCACAAGUGCAUCUGUGACCUCCGGCAGUAAAACCAGUGGUGCCGAUCCCAAGAGCCUAGACACGAUUGAACUCACAGAUGGAUGGUAUGCCAUCAAGGCCCAGCUAGACCCUCCACUUGUGGCUCUUGUGAAGAGCGGGAGACUGACCGUGGGUCAGAAGAUCAUUACCUACGGGGCAGAGCUGGUGGGCUCUCCUGAUGCCUGUGCACCUCUGGAAGCCCCGGACUCUCUUAGGCUAAAGAUUUCCGCCAACAGCACACGGCCCGCUCGCUGGCACAGCAAGCUGGGGUUCUUUCGCGACCCCAGGCCUUUCCCUCUGCCCUUGUCCUCACUGUUCUGUGACGGAGGAAGCGUUGGCUGUGUGGAUGUCGUCAUUCAGAGAGUGUACCCUCUACAGUGGGUGGAGAAGACGGCGUCUGGGUUGUACAUAUUUCGUAACGAGAGGGAAGAGGAGAAGGAGGCAGUGAGGUUUGCAGGGGCCCAGCAGAAGAAACUGGAGGCCUUGUUCACCAAAAUCCAGGCAGAGUUUAAAGACCGUGAAGAAGACACAGCACAGCGGUGCGUGCCGCCCCGUGCACUCACCAGGCAGCAGGUCCAUGCUCUGCAGGAUGGUGCGGAGCUCUAUGCAGCAGUGCAGAGUGCGUCAGACCCGGAGCACCUUGAGGGUUGUUUCAGUGAAGAGCAGCUGAGAGCCUUGAACAACCACAGACAAAGGUUGAACGAUAAGAAACAAGCCCAGAUCCAGUCCGAGUUCCGGAAGGCCUUGGAGGCCGCUGAGCAGGAGGAGGGCCUGGCAAGGGAUGUUGCACCUGUGUGGAAGCUGCGUGUGACAAGCUACAAGGGAGAGGAAACAUCAUCUCUGUUGAGUAUCUGGCGUCCGUCUUCAGACCUACAGUCCCUGUUAACAGAAGGAAAGAGAUACAGGAUCUACCAUCUUGCAGUAUCGAAAUCUAGAAGUAAACUGGAACGAGUUGGCGUCCAGUUAACAGCUACGAGAAGAACUCAGUAUCAGCACCUGCCGGCUGCCAGUGAAACCCUAGCCCAGGUGUACCAGCCCAGGGAGCCCCUUCGCUUCAGCAGAUUGUUAGAGCCGCCCUUUCGGCCUCCUUGUUCUGAAGUGGACCUUGUAGGAGUUGUGGUCUCUGUUGUAAAAACAACAGGUCUUGCUCCUGUGGUCUACCUGUCAGAUGAAUGCCUUAAUCUAGUAGUGGUCAAGUUUGGGACAGACCCGAGUGAAGACAUACAGCCACGUGUGCUGAUCGCUGCAAGCAACCUCCAGUGGCGUCCAGAGUCCAGAUCAGGAAUGCCGGCUCUGUUUGCCGGGGGCUUUUCCAUACUCUCGGCCAGUCCAAAGGAGGCCUACUUUCAGGACAGACUCAACAGAAUGAAGCAGGCUAUCGAGAAUAUCGACACAUUUUACAAGGAGGCAGAAAAGAAGCUUUCCCAUCUGCUUCAUGGAGACAGUCCCCAGUGGUCCACCCCGACUAAAGCCUCCGCUCAGGCGGCCUCCACCUGCCCUCCUCCGGAGCUCCUUGCUACAGGAGGCCGGUUGGCGCGGUUUUCACCUAACAGUGAGCAAAGCUAUCCAAGUCCUUUAUCACAUUGCACACCAAAAGAGAAGUCUGCACCCCUGACUCACUUGGCCCAGAUGGCAUCAAAGUCUUGUGACGGGGACAGAGAGAGUGAGGACCCAAAAACCUGCAGGAAGAGAAGAGCCUUGGAUUUCCUGAGUCGGCUGCCCUUACCUCCCCCGGUCAGUCCCAUCUGUACCUUUGUCUCUCCAGCUGCACAGAAGGCUUUUCAGCCACCACGGAGUCGUGGUACCAAAUGUGCAACACCUAGGGAGGAAAGAGAGCCCCGUCUCCCUCAGAGGAAGGCGCCGUCUCAGAAGGCCAGUGGCGCUUCUCUUCUGGAACAUGAUUCGGUGGCUGAUGAAGAGCUUGCCUUGCUCAAUACCCAAGCCCUUGUACCUGGCUCACCAGAAGGAAGUCAACAGGUAUUUCCUGGAGACUCUGCAAGGACCUCUGUGCCCCAAGGACAAGAGAGCCCCCAGCCAGCACAGAGGCCAGGCUAGCAUGCAGGACCCAGGUCCAGGAAGGAGUCUGUCUCGGGGAUUGCAGAGGCUGCCAUGAGCGUGAUGGAAAACUAGCUGUUGAGUCUUAGCCUCCCAGUCUGUAAAGUGUGAACAGUUCCAAACUACACGUUUGUGUGGCAAGACACAAAUAACAGCAGCACAUUCCAGAAGUGUUUGUUUACAAAUGUUCUGCCUGCUUCUCUACCUGUGUAACUAUUCAGUUGUCUAACGCUGGCCAGAUGUUAACUAAUUCAAAAGGUUUUAAAUCUUUAUGAUUAGAUUUGAACACUACAAGCAUUAUUUUACAUGCAAAAUAAACACACCUUUGCUUUUCA
This is a messenger RNA of Peromyscus californicus insignis, 13876 nucleotides long. RefSeq names its product BRCA2 DNA repair associated (gene Brca2). Gene Ontology annotation, cellular component: nucleus. NCBI's taxonomy places the organism in Eukaryota, Metazoa, Chordata, Mammalia, Rodentia, Cricetidae. The transcript has 27 exons. The coding region runs from base 3417 to 13541 and encodes 3374 amino acids. The record is from RefSeq and is a predicted model, not a curated record. Gene Ontology annotation, biological process: regulation of DNA-templated transcription; double-strand break repair via homologous recombination.